Varroa destructor (honeybee mite) is the source of this 1816-nucleotide messenger RNA. RefSeq names its product splicing factor 3a subunit 3 noi (gene noi). The record is from RefSeq and is a predicted model, not a curated record. NCBI's taxonomy places the organism in Eukaryota, Metazoa, Arthropoda, Arachnida, Mesostigmata, Varroidae. Gene Ontology annotation, molecular function: zinc ion binding; RNA binding. Gene Ontology annotation, biological process: mRNA splicing, via spliceosome. Gene Ontology annotation, cellular component: spliceosomal complex; nucleus.
AUACCAAUUAUGAGUUUAGAGCCGAAGAUAACGGCUAGAAAGGACGAGAGUUUUUCGUGAUUUCCAUAUUGCUAGUUAUUACUGUUUGAAAUUAUAGUUGUUUGCGUAUUAAGUGAAAGCAGAACAAAGAAAAAUAUGGACACAAUUUUAGAACGACAGCGGAGUGCUCAUGAGGAAAGAGAGCGUCUUAUUGAGGCACAGGUGAAAGAGCUACUCCAUAAAAAAAGUACUCAAAGAGAACAAAUUAACUCCGAUCAUAGAGUUCGAGGACUUCUCGACAGAUAUAUAGAGGUAACCACCAAGUUGAAGGAUCUCUACGAAGAUGAGGAUGGCAUGCGACGAGAUGAAAUUCAGGCCUUGUCCGGCCCCAAUGAAAUGGUCGAAUUCUACAAUCGACUGCGAGGUCUGAAAGAUUUCUACAAAAGUAACCCUAACGAGAUACACGUGCCAAUGUCAAUGGAAUUCGCUCAAAUGGACGAAGCUCGUGAGAAAGGUAUUGACGAGAACCUGGUCGAAUUCACUGACGAAGAAGGUUACGGCAAAUAUCUUGAUUUGCACGCUUGCUACGAGAAGUUCGUUAACAUUAAGGGAGUUGACAGAAUCGAUUACAUAACAUAUCUCGGAACAUUUGAUAGAUUAUUCGAUAUUCCAAAAGAGCGCAAAAAUGCGGAUUAUCGACGCUACGUUGAAGCCCUUAGCGGAUAUAUGCAAGACUAUUUGCAACGUGUCAAGCCACUGUCUAAUCUUGAAAAGGAAGCUAUCGAACUGGAGAAGGAGUUUGAGAAACAAUGGAAUUCGGGUCAAUUUCCAGGAUGGCAAAAGGAGAGUGAAGGUGCUUUGGCCCACACCGGAGCCCAUCUUGAUUUGAGUGCGUUCUCCAGCGCCGAGGAACUAGCUUCAUUGGGACUGGAUCGCUUGAAGAGUGCUCUUAUGGCUCUUGGGUUAAAGUGUGGCGGGACACUUGAGGAGCGAGCUCAACGUCUCUUUAGCACAAAGGGAAAAAGCAUGGAAGAAAUUGACAUUUCAUUACUAGCCAAGAAGAAGACAAAAGGUGGUUCAGUGCCGACUAAGAAUCGAGAGCUCGCGAUUAUGGAGUCCAGGAUCUAUUGGUUGGUCGAACAAUUAUCUGAGCAGAGGGCAGCAACGAAGGAAAACGUCCAGCGGCGACAGGCGCGUACUGCGGGCGAGCGCCAGGAUAGUGAUGAUGAAAGCGCUGACGAAGUUUCGGACGACGAUGAACAGGAAGACGUCAUUUAUAAUCCGAAAAACUUGCCGCUUGGAUGGGACGGCAAACCCAUACCGUACUGGCUAUACAAGCUUCAUGGGCUAAAUAUCAGUUAUACGUGCGAGAUCUGUGGUAAUUUUGUCUACAAGGGCCCAAAAGCGUACCAGAGGCAUUUUGCCGAAUGGCGGCAUGCGCAUGGGAUGCGGUGUCUCGGCAUCCCUAACACCGCCCAUUUUGCCAAUGUUACCAACAUCGAGGACGCGAUGAAUCUUUGGCAGAAACUGCAGGACGAAAAAUCAAAGCAGCGUUUCCAUGCAAAAACGGAAGAAGAGUACGAAGAUAGCUCUGGGAAUGUUGUUAACAAAAAAACGUUUGAAGAUCUUAAACGGCAGGGUUUGCUAUAAAUCAGACUAUAUCCUACAGUUAUAUAUGCGGUAACGCUAUCAUGUAUACAAAAACAUGGUGAAUAUAAUGACAAUAAUAAUUACAACAGUAUAUGUAGUAAAGCACUGUCAAGCUUAAAAGAUGAAGCGGUGAAAGUGUAUAAAAAUAAUAAAUUUACCUAUUUGCCUUCACGUGGAGCCAUUUUAA